This is a messenger RNA of Knipowitschia caucasica, 1242 nucleotides long. Lineage: Eukaryota; Metazoa; Chordata; Actinopteri; Gobiiformes; Gobiidae. The record is from the annotation of a GenBank genome assembly.
AUGCCCCUGGGGAGGGACACAGCGUCACCUUACUGCGGCCGAUACCCCUGGGGAGGGACACACCGUCACCUUACUGCGGCCGAUGCCCCUGGGGAGGGACACAGCGUCACCUUACUGCGGGCCGAUGCCCCUGGGGAGGGACACAGCGUCACCUUACUGCGGCCGAUGCCCCUGGGGAGGGACACACAGCGUCACCUUACUGCGGCCGAUCACCCACCUUACUGCGGCCGAUGCCCCUGGGGAGGGACACACCGUCACCUUACUGCGGCCGAUACCCCUGGGGAGGGACACACCGUCACCUUACUGCGGCUGAUACCCCUGGGAGGGACACACCGUCACCUUACUGCGGCCGAUGCCCCUGGGGAGGGACACACCGUCACCUUACUGCGGCCGAUACCCCUGGGGGAGGGACACAGCGUCACCUUACUGCGGCCGAUGCCCCUGGGGAGGGACACACCGUCACCUUACUGCGGCCGAUACCCCUGGGGAGGGACACAGCGUCACCUUACUGCGGCCGAUGCCCCUGGGGAGGGACACAGCGUCACCUUACUGCGGCCGAUGCCCCUGGGGAGGGACACAGCGUCACCUUACUGCGGCCGAUACCCCUGGGGAGGGACACAGCGUCACCUUACUGCGGAUGCCCUGAUGCCCCUGGGGAGGGACACAGCGUCACCUUACUGCGGCCGAUGCCCCUGGGGAGGGACACAGCGUCACCUACUGAUGCCCCUGGGGAGGGACACAGCCGUCACCUUACUGCGGCCGAUGCCCCUGGGGAGGGACACAGCGUCACGUCACCUUACUGAUGCCCCUGGGGAGGGACACACCGUCACCUUACUGCGGCCGAAUGAUGCCCCUGGGGAGGGACACAGCGUCACCUUACUGAUGCCCAUCUGGGGAGGGACACACCGUCACCUUACUGCGGCCGAUGCCCCUGGGAGGGACACAGCUGUCACCUUACUGCGGCCGAUGCCCCUGGGGAGAGGGACACAGCGUCACCUUACUGCGGCCGAUGCCCCUGGGGAGGGACACACAGCGUCACCUUACUGCGGCCGAUGCCCCUGGGGAGGGACACAGCUGUCACCUUACUGCGGCCGAUGCCCCUGGGGAGGGACACACUGUCACCUUACUGCGGCCGAUGCCCCUGGGGAGGGACACAGCGUCACCUUACUGCGGCCGAUGCCCCUGGGGAGGGACACAGCGUCACCUUACUGCGGCGACCUGGGGAGGGACGGCCUUACUUGA